AUCUCACCGAUUGACGGCCAAGCGCUAGGGAACUUUGCGGCAUAUCAAUCUCCACCUUUGCUCUCUCCAUCUCCGCCUCUCGCCGAUAUCGUGAUCGCGAACGUGAAGCUGAAGUUCUUGCUUUUGCUCAUGACCACUUGAUCUUUUCUCAUUCUCGUAGGGCCCUUUGAAAUUGACGCAAACGGGCUACCUUAUACCCUCAGCAUUCCUUGCCCAGCUAUACCGACAAGAUCAGACACACCUAAUGCUUCACUUCUUUUCAUCCUAACCAGGAGUUAAUCAGAAUCGUGCUCUCUGCAUUGACUCGAUACCACGCUCAAAUACGCUCACGAUCACUCAAUGUCUUCAGAAACAGUAGAUGUGGUGAUCGACUCUCUUGUCGCCGCCGGCGUCAGGCACAUCUUUGGUGUUCCGGGUGCCAAGAUCGAUAGCGUCUUCAAUGCCCUGAUUGACCGCCCGAGAUCCAGCUGGUUGUUUGCCGCCACGAGCAGAAUGCCGCCUUCAUCGCCGGAGCGAUCGGCCGUAUCACAGGCCGACCCGGCGUGUGCAUCGCUACCUCCGGCCCGGGAACUAGCAACCUUGGUGCACGUUGUUGCCAUUGUCGGCGACGUCAAGCGAGUGCAAGCAGCCAAGAAGACACAUCAGAGCUUGAGAGUGCAGCUUCUCGAGCCCGUCACCAAGAAGACCACCGGCGCCAACCGCGACCGCAUGCCGCAGGGUGCAACAGCUAUCAGCCUACCGAUAGAUAUCAUGACAGUCGGAACCAAGACGUCAAUCCCUGCGCUGCCCCCGAGCGCCUUCACACCGCCCCAAUAUGGCACAUCACCGUCAGCGUCACUGAGCAGAGCGGCGGCUAUGAUCCAAAACGCAAAAUUCCCAGUUCUGUUCCUCGGAUCGAGGGCAGCAACACCAGAUGCCGUCGAAGCUGUCCACGGUUUCCUCCGCAAGCACCCCAUCCCCGUCGUCGAAACAUUCCAGGCUGCAGGCUCUAUCAGCCAGGAGCUCGCUCAUCUCUUCUACGGCCGCAUCGGCCUCUUCCGCAACCAACCCGGCGACAAGCUUCUUUCCCAGGCCGAUCUCGUCAUCGUCGCGGGCUACGAUCAGUCCGAGUAUGACGCCGACGCGUGGCACAAGAGCCAGAGCCUCGAGAUCUUGCAUCUGGACUGGAUCCCCGCCGACUACGGCGCUUUCUACAACCCAAAGCUGGAACUCGUAGGCGCCAUCGCCGCCAACGUCAAGGCGCUAGGCGACAUUCUGGCAAACGUCUCCCGCCCACAGGAGUCCGAGAUAGCGAAGUCCAUCUUCACAGAGUUCCACGCUUGGGAACAGAGCCCCCAAGCUCUGGGCCAGACUGGCGACGGUCCUGUGCACCCGCUCUACUUUAUCAAGCUCAUUCAGGGUCUAUUGCCCGCGUCGACGACUUAUCAAGCUCAUUCAGGGUCUAUUGCCCGCGUCGACGACUUUGGCAUCGGACGUCGGCAGCAUGUACAUCUGGCUCUCGCGGUUCUACUUCGCAUACAGCCCCAAGUCUUUCCUCGUCUCCAACGUUCAGCAAACUCUCGGCGUGGCUCUCCCAUGGGCCAUCGGCGCCUUUCUAGCCCAGGAGCCGCCUUGCUCCAAGAAGGUCGUAAGCAUCAGUGGCGACGGCGGCUUCCUCUUCAGCGGGCAGGAGCUAGUGACUGCCGUGAAGCAGGGUACAUCACGCACUUCAUCUGGAACGAUGGAAAGUAUAACAUGGUGGAGUUUCAGGAAGUCGACAAGUACGGCCGCAGUUCAGGCGUCGACUUGGGCGGGGUCGACUUUGUCAAGUAUGCCGAGGCGUUUGGUGCCAAGGGAUUGCGCGUCAAUCGAUCGUCGGAACUGGAAGCCGUCAUGAAGGAGGCUUUGAGUUAUCAGGGAGUCUGCAUUGUCGACGUUGAGAUUGACUACUCCCACAACCACGAGCUUAUGAAGAAUGUCAUCCAGGACAAUAUUAGUUAG
Messenger RNA from Colletotrichum scovillei, 1980 nucleotides. RefSeq names its product acetolactate synthase. The transcript has 3 exons. Gene Ontology annotation, molecular function: flavin adenine dinucleotide binding; acetolactate synthase activity; thiamine pyrophosphate binding. Gene Ontology annotation, biological process: L-valine biosynthetic process. The record is from RefSeq and is a predicted model, not a curated record. NCBI's taxonomy places the organism in Eukaryota, Fungi, Ascomycota, Sordariomycetes, Glomerellales, Glomerellaceae. Gene Ontology annotation, cellular component: acetolactate synthase complex. Bases 340 to 1980 code for a protein of 546 amino acids.